This is a messenger RNA of Pteronotus mesoamericanus, 1481 nucleotides long. Its product is annotated as forkhead box protein D4-like 1. The coding region runs from base 33 to 1481 and encodes 482 amino acids. The transcript has a single exon. The record is from RefSeq and is a predicted model, not a curated record. Gene Ontology annotation, biological process: regulation of transcription by RNA polymerase II; cell differentiation; anatomical structure morphogenesis. Gene Ontology annotation, molecular function: DNA-binding transcription factor activity, RNA polymerase II-specific; RNA polymerase II cis-regulatory region sequence-specific DNA binding. Lineage: Eukaryota; Metazoa; Chordata; Mammalia; Chiroptera; Mormoopidae.
CAAUCCCCGGCGGCCGCAGGACCUGUUCCUCCAUGAACCUGCCGGUAAUCGAGCGCCUUCGCUCCACACCGCCGCGCAGUCUCCGGGGGUCCGAAGGGGAAGAUGGUGAGAUCGAUAUCUUGGGAGAGGAGGAAGAUGAAGACGAGGAGGAGGAGGAGGAGGAGGAGGAGGAAGAGGACGACGUGGAGGAUGAGGGAAGCGCGCAGUUCCUGGAGCCGCUGCACCCGCCGGAGCCGCAGGGGGCGCGGCCGGGCGCGGGCGCGCUGCCGGGAGAGCGCUCCGAGAGCCGAGGCCCCCGGAGCGACUCUCCGGAGCUUGGCACCAAGUUCAGGGCCACCGCGGGGUCUGCGGCGGCCUCUGGGGACGCCCCGCAGCCCGCCAAGCCCCCCUACUCCUACAUCGCACUCAUCACCAUGGCCAUCCUGCAGAGCCCGCACAAGCGCCUCACGCUCAGCGGCAUCUGCGCCUUCAUCAGCAGCCGCUUCCCCUACUACCGCCGCAAGUUCCCGGCCUGGCAGAACAGCAUCCGACACAACCUCUCGCUCAACGACUGCUUCGUCAAGAUCCCCCGAGAGCCCGGCCACCCGGGCAAGGGCAACUACUGGAGCCUGGACCCCGCCUCCCGGGACAUGUUCGACAACGGCAGCUUCCUUCGGCGCAGGAAGCGCUUCAAGCGCCACCACCCGCCCCCGGGAGCCCACCUGCACCACCCCUUCCCCCUGUCCGCAGCGCCUGACGCCCUGCACGGCCCCUACGCGGGCCUGCUGCUCGGGUCCCCCGCCCGGCCGCCCGUCCCCGGGGCCUGCCCCGCCGCCGCUCCUGGGAGCCGCCUGUGCUCUUUGCUGCACCCUCAUCCCCUUCGCUACCUGCUGCUGUCCGCUCCUACCUACUCGGAGGCACCGAGGAAAGCGCAAGGCGCGGACCUGGUGACCCCCGGCGGCGCCCUUACAGCGCUGCAGCCCCCAGUGGGCUCCCAACCUUGGGAGAGGGGCAAGGGGCCGGUGUCGCGGCCCGGAGGUGGAUGCACCUCCUUCAGUAUCGAGAGUAUCAUGCAAGGGGUCCGAGGAGGGAGUACAGGGACCGCGCAGAGUCCAUCCCCGACCCCGUGGGGCUACUGUCACCUGCUGCAACGCCCGUCGUGCCUGUUGCACACCCAGGCCGCUGCCCCCUUGCUCCACGUGUCCGCCGCCGCCGCAGCAUCCGCUGCCCGGACGGUGCUGCAGCCGCAACAGCAGCAGCACCAGGACUUGGCCAGCAAAGGCGCGCUGCCGGGCCAGCACAGGUCCGCCGCUGCGCCGCGGGGGUGUCAGCCGGGCGCCGAGGGCUCCAGGCCGAAGUCGGGCGGAGAGAGGACCUGGAGCCUAGAGGGAGGGCAGAGAGUCCCCGGUCCGGCUCUCCCAGCCGCCUGUCCUCCGGCACUACACCUCGCUCGGCCCGGACUAGGUGUAGGUCUUAGCAUCCCGCAGCAAAGCAGCCACUAA